CUGACUGCUGUGAUUCAAAACACGGUGAAGGGCUUGCAGACUCAGCUCGAGGCUCGGUUCCGGUCUGUUGAGACGAACGUGACUACCCUCACCCAGCACAUGGGGAAUGCCGAGGCCCACAUCACCGCCAUCAACAAUCAGCUUACGGAGGUCAUGAAGAAGCAGAGUCACUUUGACAGCCUGAAGGCGCAGUACCCUGACCUCCUGGCCAACGUGGAGGCCAAGUUCUUCGCCAUAGCCCAGAGCUACUCUAUCAUCUUCCGGAACAAGCAAUCGUACAUGUGGUCGCCAGAUUGUCAGCUCGGCAUUGACGGCUUCCGCGGAGUGGUGAGGAUGAAGAAUGACCUGGACGUGUGGAACCUGAUUGAGAUCAAGCAGGUCAGCAUUCGCAAUGGUGAGGAGCAGUUCACAUUCGAACCCAAUUUCGAGGAGCUCGAGGGGCGGGGCAUCACCAGGGGGACUAUCAUGACCCGGAUUGAGUCCCAG
Prorocentrum cordatum is the source of this 486-nucleotide messenger RNA. The record is from the annotation of a GenBank genome assembly. Lineage: Eukaryota; Dinophyceae; Prorocentrales; Prorocentraceae.